This is a messenger RNA of Parasteatoda tepidariorum (common house spider), 8254 nucleotides long. RefSeq lists its product as uncharacterized. Lineage: Eukaryota; Metazoa; Arthropoda; Arachnida; Araneae; Theridiidae. Gene Ontology annotation, cellular component: centrosome; cytoplasm. Gene Ontology annotation, molecular function: microtubule binding; dynein light intermediate chain binding. Gene Ontology annotation, biological process: cytoskeleton-dependent intracellular transport; cytoplasmic microtubule organization. The record is from RefSeq and is a predicted model, not a curated record.
UCAAUCGUUUUUUGUUGAUGUGUUGUUGUUGACUGUGGGUCCUUCACGUCAAAAUAUUAUUUAUAAGUUUUAUUAGAUAUUGUUUGAAUUCUAUUUAGUUUUGCUUCAUCAAUUGGCUUAAACAUCGUUUAAUAAUAUUAAAAAGCUUUAGAGGCUAAAUUAUUUCAAUAUAACACUAUUUAGAUUGGUAUUUACACCUUCUUUUGUUUAAAAUUCCCUUGCGUGACAAAUGUCACUUACUAUGACACCAAUAAAACAAUUUCAUUUACCUUUAAAUAAAGAAAAGCAAUGACUAAAAAUGUCAUCAGGAACGCUUUCUGCUGUGGGAACUUUCAUGCAAAGCCCACUAGUUUCAUGGGCUAAAACAUUCCAAGAUGAGGAAAAAAAGACAUUGGAAUACCGGUGUCUUUGUGAUGGGAUUUUUCUGUAUAAUUUGUGGCUAGAAAUAGAUCCACAUCCUCCUUACCAUGGAGUUAGUUCUUCAACUGAUGAUCUUGCUACUAGAAUACGGAAUUUGGACAUUCUGCUGCAUAAUAUUAAAGCAUUCUAUGAAGAUGUUUUGGGGCAACUGUUGUUAAUAAAAAUUCCAGAUAUAUUAACAUUAGCUAAGCUGCAUGAUGAUAAAUCUAGUGUCAAUGAGAUGGAAGUUUUGUUGUUAUUAAUACUUGGAUGUGCUGUCCAGUGUGAAAGAAAAGAGCAUUUCAUUGAAAUAAUAAAAUCUCUGGAUUUGGAAAUUCAGCAUAAAAUUGUAGAUUACAUUCAGAAAGUAACAGAUAAUCCUGAAGCCAUAUGGACAAAUGAGUGGAAUGAACUAGCAUUAGUCCCACCUGAUGAUCAGGAACACAUGUUUAGUUUGCUGGUACAGCACCUUCGUCGUCUAGUCAAAGAAAAAGAUGAUUUGUCUCAGCGAGUUAUUCAAUCUGCACUUCAAAAUUUGUGUUUCACAUCUGGAACUAGCACUCUAAGCCCAUCAAGUUCCUCUAAUUUGGAUAAGUCCCACAUGAUUGUUGAAUUGGCUGAUGCUAAAGCAAGGUUGAGGAAACUUCAACAAGAAGUUGAAGAAAAGAAUGAAGGUAUAACUGAACUAAGGGAAGAAUUAGAAAAAUCCAAAGAGAUACAAUGCAAAUUACGCCAAGAGAACCUCGAAUUAAUUCAAGAUGCUAGAACAGCCAAAACUUAUAGAGAUGAAAUUGACAUCUUAAAGGAGCGGGUGCACAAAGUUGAUCGGUUAGAAAGUGAGAUACAGAGGUAUAAGGACAAGAUGAAUGAACUUGAUUUCUAUAAGUCAAGAGUUGAGGAAUUAAGAGAAGACAACAGAAUUCUUGUGGAGACUAAGUCUAUGCUGGAAGAACAGUUGGAAGCUAGCAGAAAACGAGCAGAGCAAGUUGUUGAAUUGGAAGCCGAAAUUUUAAAAUACUGUUCACAGAUCAAUGAAUUGAAUAUAGAAAGAGAUGCAGGCAGGGAGAAAAUUCAACAGUUGCUUGAGGAAAAUGCUCAACUUCACAUUGAGCGAAAAGCUUCAAUGGAAGAAUUAGUUCAGCUUCAGAGUGAACUUUCUCAGGCAUUUACUCCUUCUCCACUGGAAAAUCACAGUCUCAUGGAGCAAUUGAACACAGAAAAUCAAAGUAGGGUGUUGCAGCUUGAGCUUGAAAACAAAAGACUGCAUAUGUUGGUUGAAAGUUUGAAUCGGUCACCAUCGUUUGAAGUUACUGAUCCUAUUGGGACCCUUCGAGAGGAACAAAAGAUUUUAAAGGAAAAGAACAAUAAUUUAGAGAAAGAGAUCUCAGAUUUGAAAUUAUCUGCAAAGAAGUUCACAGCGCUGGAAAAUCAGUGUGUUGAUUACGAAAAAUUAGUUACUGAUUUAAAACAGAAGCUGAAAGAUCAGCAAUUUGAGAUACUUAAAUGUGAGCAGUUGGAGCACAACAUCACUACACUUAAUAAUGAGAAUCAGAAGCUUCAAAAAAUGGUAGAAACAGCUCAGAAAAAAUCAAAUGAUUUUCAACAGGAUAUACAGGCUCUUGAGAAUGAAAACCAAAAAUUAAAUAAUAUAGUGGAAAGCUUAAAGCUUGCUGAUAGAAAAUAUCAUGACCUGGAGCGAGAAACUACUAAUUUAGAAACCAUAAAUCAUAGAUUGGAACAGGAAAUGAAGGGACUAGAAAAAGAAACUGCCCGUCUUAAAGCUGCAAUUGAGUCAAAAGAUUUAAAAAUUGAAGAAUUUGCUUCCCGUGCUGCAUACUUAGACAGAGAAAAUAAACAUUUUGUAAAAGAGGUUGAAAAUCUGAAUCAAGUAGCAACCAAGUUCAAAGAAUUAGAAAGAGAAAACAAAGAUCUAACUCAACAAACUGCUGUAGAUAAAAAAUCCUUGGAAGCUCUCAGACAAGAUUUAGUGUCUGAAAAAAUUGCAAAUCAACGAUUAAAUACUGAAGUGCAAAAGUUGAGAACUGAGUUUGAAAUCAAAAACUCACCUGCAGAAAUAUUCUCCUGUCAAAUCGAAAAUUCACAAAAUGAACUUAAAGGUGCUGAUAAGUAUUUAUGUGAGAAAGAACAAAAAACUGAUAGUCAAAAGCUUAGUAAUGUUGAUUAUAACCACACUAGUGUCCAUGUUAAAGCAGAUCAUGAAAAAGAAUUGGAAGAUCUCAUUGGUAAUCCUUCAUCUAAUAACUUCUCCUCAACAUCGCAAAACAUUGCAACAACUCCUGAUCACAAUGAACAGAGCAUAUCAAAGAAAUUAGUUUUUUCGAGCGAAACUUUACGUGAACUUGAAGAACUGAAAGCUGAUGUUAUAGAAUUAGAGAAAAAAAAAUCUGCAAUUGAGGAUGAAAAUUAUAAUUUAAAUAACCAAGUAUCCCUGCUAAAGGAUCAAAACAACAAUCUAAAAGGUCAGUUAGACUCUGUAGAAAAGAAUUUAUCCACAGUUCUAUCCCAAAACAAUUCCCUGCAAUCUAAAUUAGCUAAACUUGAAGUUGAAAUCACUGUCGUGUCUUCCCAGAAUAAAACUUUGGCAUCACAAAAGACUCUAUUUCAAUCUCAGUUCUCAAAUUUGGAAGAACAGUUGAAAAAGGUCAGCCAACAAUGUGUUGAUUUAGAGAACCGUAAUAGGUGCCUUUCUACUGAUAAUGAUUCCUUACAGAGAUUGCAUGAGCAAUUAACAAAUGACUAUGAUGCUAUAGCUAAGGGGAACAGCUCAUUAAAGUCUUAUAACAAAACUUUAAAGCUUGAGUGUAGUGAUUUAAAGGAAAAGCUGCAGGCAGCUCUGAUUUCCUAUGAAGAAGUAAUGCGAUUAAGAGAAGUUCUUGAGCAAGAAGAUUCAAGAGUUGAUUCUAGACUGCUUAAUAAUUUGAGAUCUGAUUAUAUUCAGCUUAAGGAUCAGAUGAAGUCUUUGCGUGAAAAUCAUGAAGAAGUAACAACUGAAUUGAAAGCAUUACAAACCAUUCACAAAACCCUUAAGACUGAAAACAAUGAACUGAAAUUAAAGCAUACAGCUUUGCAGGGAGAGCUUCUUGAAUGCCAAAAUGAAACAUCAUCACUUGAUGUAGAAGUUUCAAAACUCACGAGCUGCUGUGAGUUGCUGUCUCAGAAGAAUUCAAUGAUGGAAGAAGAGCAACAGUCACUUAUGACUCAUUUGUCUGUGUUGCUUAGUCAGUAUCAUGAACUUCUUUUUCAAGUAAUUUCAGAGCAGAACCAGUUCCGUAAAGAAGAAAACAGCUUUAGAGAAAAACUGAGAGAAUUGUGCCAACAGAAAGAAAAACUCGAGCAAAGACUAAUAGAUCAUUCCAGUAAAUUACAAAAAUCUCCUAAAAGGAAACCAACAAGUGGUAGCUCUUUACGAAUGCGGAGGACUCGAUCUGCAUUUUUAAGGAAUGGCAAGCAUAAUGAUCCUCUCAGUAGCCAAUCAGAUAAUUCCACAGAUUCAAGCCUAUAUUGUAGUCUUCGCCGACCUAAUAAAUCUCUUGGAUGGUCUCAUAAAAAAAGUAAUAUUUUAAACCUGGAAGAUUCAUGUCAGGAAGAUCAUAUCCCUGUGAGGGAUGUUGGACUAGGUGUUCAAAAGGAUAGAAAUUCAGAACAAGCUACAACACCUGCAGAUAAGAUUGACACUGCUGACACUGAGCUUAAGAAGGAGAUUGGACAAAAGCAUACGACUUUAGAAAACAACAUGACAUUGAAUUUUGUCACAAACUUGACUAGUUCGGAUAUGCUGGCUUACAACUCUCCUCCAGCUUUCUCCAGAAGUGCUUCCUCUCAGCAAAUCUCGCCAUACAAUACUUCUCGUCAUCACUUUUCGCCAGAUAACUCAUUUCAGCCCUUGUCAUACAUUGCACCUUCCACUGAUAUACUAAGGAGCUCUUCAAUUGGCAACAAACCCACACGCCCACUAUCUGCUUAUUGCUCUGACACUAACAGCAAUAUUGACACCACCGAGGCUUCCAAGAUUUCUAGGACUAAAACUGAAAAAACUCAAGACCAAAAUAAUAGCUCUCGAUCGAAGGAAAAGUCUAUUGAAAAUUCUGUCUGGUAUGAAUAUGGCUGUGUCUAGUAUCGUUAAUGUUUCUCUGACUACCAUUUGUCUUUACUUUGGAUUUGGGAAUAAUAAUUGCAUCACAUACUACUACCAGUAUUAGUAAUGGUUACAUAAGAAGAAACUACUGAAGUUUAUUUUUUUUUUUUUUUCAAUUGACAAAAAGAUUUUCACAAAUUUGCUAUUCUAGAUUGCUCAGUGUUUUCCAGACAAGGAAUUAAGGCAGGCGUGGUAUUAAGUUUAAAUUUUGAGCAGCAUUUUAUAGGAGGAAAAAAAUUGUCAAAAUUUAAGUCAAGGGUGCUUUAGACAUAAAGACUGAUUAUGGUUUUGCUCUCUGUUAAUAAAUUUCAUUGUUAUCAUUGUGUUAAAUUUAUAUUCUCAUAAUCAUUUGACAGUUAAAAUGUGUUAUUAUCUCUGCCAUGAUUAACUCAAUGUGUUCGAAUUUUCGUUUUUAUAAAUCAAGACUUUUUUUCUCCUUAAUAUAUAUUCUUUUUUGAACAUUUAUCUUUCUAUCCCCAUCUUUCUUUUAAUAAUUUUGUUGUUCAGAUUAAUGAAAAUUAAUCAUGUCUUGAAGGUGGGGUAUCUUUUAAUUUUUAUUUUGCUGACAUAAGUUUUUCUUUCUUUAUAACCUAUAGGUUAAAAAAAAAAAUCACGAUUGUAAACAUUUAAAUAAUGUGUACCUUUAAAAAUUUAACUGCUGUACCAUAAUGGUAAAGUUUAUUUUAUGUAGUUGCAGAUCUUCUGCACCACUUAUUAUUUUUAAUAUAAAGCGGUGCGAUCAGCAAAACUUUUUGAAGCAGUGAGGGUAUGUUAUUUUUUUAAAGUCUAAUUGCUUUGACUUUUACAUUAGGCCAUUUUUAAUGAGUUAACUGUCUCAGUCAUAAAAAAAAUUACAAUUUUACCAUAUUCUUGAUUUUAUCAUUAUCUUUUGAAGUUUUUUUCAUUAUUUUUUUAAAAUAUAUUAUGUCUCAUAUUCCUUUUAAACAUCAUGAGUAAUUUUUUGUUAGUAAAAAGUCUUUUAGUGGACCUCAAAUGUAUGUUCUUUUUGUUUGAAAAAGCUUUAAAAUUUGUGAAAUUUAUAUAAUAAUCAAGUGUUAAUUAAAUGAAACCUAUUCCUGUAAAAUAUUCUAUUUCUCUCUGUUUAGAGAAAAUUAAUCUUUUUUUUUUUCAAACUUAAUUCUGUCCUGGUGAUAUAUGUGCUUUUAAUCAAAACUAUUGCUUGUUAGUUCCUUUGUUUUUUAAUUAUCUUAGCUGUUAAUAAUACUUUUACGAAGUGAUAUCACUUGUUUGAACUGGUGCUAUUCAGGCUGUUGGAAAGAGCUGAUCUGCACAAGAAAUGCUUUAUCUUGCAUCUAGUUUCAUUUCCUGCUCAUAAAAAAGUAUUUAAUCAAGUUUUGCACAAAAAUGCAUACCAUUUGUUUCCUUCUUUUAUUGUGUGGUAUAAAGUAUGUAUGAAGUUCUUGCUUCUCAAUAGUUUAGAAGUGUGUUAUUGUAUAAGAUUAAAGCUGUGUAGGGAAAAGGUAGUUUGCAUGCUCUGCACUUGCCACAAUAUCGUAUUAUUAUAACUGAAAUAUUGGUGACUCAGUGUCUGCUAACAUUAACUAUUUUAAAACAUUUUUCAAGGUAAGGGUUAUUUUUAUUUUUUACAACUUUUCCAUAAUGAAUAAAAUAAUAAAGCCAAUAAUUUUAAUAUUUGUAGUUAUUAAAUAUUUCAUUAUUAUAAAAUUCAAUAUCAAUAUUCACAAUUUUUUUAGAAUUUGUGCUUCUUAAUGUAAUUGAGUCCUUACUAAAAAUUAACCCUAUAAAUGUUGUAAAAAUAAUAUUUCAAAAUGCUAUAUUAAUGUUGAUUGUCAAUUUAAUUACUCUCUCUAAUUAUAUGUGUGCUUAAUUAUGGGAUUUACAUCGAUAACUUCAAUCGGAAAUAAGGAUAUGUAAAUUUGUUUAUUCCAAAUUUUCGACAAUUACGUGUUGGAAAACUUUUCUUUGUUGGUGUCAUUGAUGUUAGAUAUUUAAUUUUUUUAUUCUUAUUAAUCAUUUAAAAGUACAGGCAUAAUCUAAUGAAUUCUUCCUUUUUCUUUCUUACUUUGAUCUCUUGAAUUUAAAAAUAAUUUUUUUAUUUAGAUUCAUUGAAUAGUUUUUACAUUUGUAACUUCCUUUUAUUAAUGCACGAAAAAAAUCUGUUUACCUGUUUUUUAGCAAAAGAUUUUACAGUUUAGCAUUUGUUUUAGACUAAUAUCUUUCUUCAGUUUAUGAAAUUUUAUGUGUUAAUCGUUUGAAAUUGGCUACGGUAAUGUUUGUGUUGUUUUUAAUUUAAAAUUUAAGUGUAUAAAAUAAAUUAUAUAUUUGUAUAAAUGUAUAUUCAAUCUUUAUUUUUUGUUUAUUUUAUAAUGUUGUAUCAAUUUAAAAAUUGGUAUUAAGAAAAAGCUAUGAUAUUUUAUUCCAAUUAAUGCCUAUACAUGUAUUAAAAGGGAAUUUUUUUUCUUCUAUUUUACUGUUUGACACAGUAUCUUACAUUUAAUAAUUGGUUGAGACUCAACUGCAUUUAUUCUUGAAAGUUUCUUGGAAGUCUCAAACCAUGCAUUUUCUUGUCGACUGUGAUACAUUUACUUAAUCUAAGUUUGUAUUUCAAAAUGAUCUCUCUUUUUUAAUUUUUCUUAAAAUUGCAAUUUUAUUCUCAUUUUAUAUUAUUUUGUACCAUUGAAUUUUCCAUAUUUUUAUAAUAUAUUUUAUUUUUAAAAAAUUCAAUAAUACGUUUUAUGGUGAUUUUUUUUAUCAAAAAAUAAUUCUUAUAAGCUGCAUUUAGUAUUCAAUAAAAAAAAAAUUUGCAUUAACUGUAACUGCUGUUGGUUUCAAAGAAUUUUUCUUUAUUUUUAGUUAUUGCUUUUUAUUUUAAUCAAACCCCUUGAAUUUUAUAUAAUUGAAUAUUAUUACCAUUUUUGCCUUUAAUUUAAAAGAAGCUCCGCCUUCUAACAACAGGAUUACCAUUAUCCUUUAAAGAUAUGGUAUACUAAACAUCACUUGAAAGCAAGUGGUAAUAUAGACUUCAAAUUUGCAAUCAAAUUUUAAUUACAUGAAUUCAUUUGCAAGAAAUAUUAAAUCUAGUUACCUUCAGAAACUAAAUUUAUCUCUUCAAAUUAAUAAGUAAAAGUCUUAUCAAAUGCUCUAGCAAAAGCAUAUGCUUAUGAGUCCAGUUUUAAAAUUGAAAACUCUUUUUUGUCAAACAGGCCAUUUAAAUCAAAUCUAUUAUCUUUUUAUAAGAAAACAUAUCCUAAAUUUUUAUAUUCUGUUUAAUCAAAAAAUUUGUAUUGCAAACAAUUUGUCUAAAAGUUUUGCAUUUAGUGGGGCUCUCAUGUACUAGAAUUCACAUGUACUUAAUGAAUUUAUUAAGUGGUAUAUUCUUUAACCCUUUAUAAGGAUUUCCCACAAACAUCAUUAAUUCUUAUGUUUAGUUAAGAAGCUAUUUUCACAAUUUGUGAGGCCAUCUUCUGAUAACUUUAGUAAUUACAAAAGAAAUAAUAAUAAUACAAACGAAGUUUACAUGAAUGCGAGUUACAGUAAAGGUUCUUGUGAGGUCAAGAAGAAAGGAUACCACUGGUGAGCUAUUUUCUCUGGUUGCUUUGUGUUCGCUUUUUUUUUUAUAUAAUUUCUCAUUGAAUUUAUUAUUAAACACAGUUCAUACAGUUAUUUAUAAUCACAGAAGUUCAAAUUAAUGACCAACUCUUACAGUAAGAAAAAAUU